AUGCAACGUUUCAGCAACACAGUGAUCGGAUUCUUGAACUUUUUCACUCUCUUGGCAUCAAUACCCAUCAUUGGGGCAGGUCUAUGGAUGGCAAGGAGCACCACAACCUGUCAAAAUUUUUUCCAAACCCCACUUUUGGUGAUAGGGUUUGUGGUACUUGUGAUUUCCCUGGCGGGUUUCAUAGGGGCAUGCUUCCAUGUAGCAUGGGCAUUGUGGGUGUACUUGGUGAUCAUGGUGUUCCUCAUUGCCUUCCUCUUUGGUUUGACCAUAUUUGGCUUUGUUGUGACUGGCCAGGGUGGGGGAGUGGAAGUCCCUGGUAGGGUUUACAAAGAGUACCAUCUUCAACGUUAUUCACCAUGGUUGAGAAAUAGGAUCAAGGAUCCUCAGUAUUGGAGCACCAUUAGGAGCUGCAUUUUAGGGUCUAAGACAUGUGCAAAGCUUGCCUUUUGGACCCCUCUUGAUUACAUGCAGAGGGAUAUGUCCCCCAUUCAGUCCGGGUGUUGUAAGCCACCAACAGCGUGCAGUUACAACGAGGAAGCAGUGACAGUGACAGUGACGCAAGAUCCGGAUUGCUACAGUUGGAACAACGCCCCCACUCUGCUUUGCUACGAUUGCGACUCUUGCAAGGCUGGUGUGCUGGAAAACAUCAGAAGGGACUGGCACAAUAUCUCUGUUCUUAACGUCGUCGUCCUCGUCUUUCUCAUAUCCAUUUAUUCCAUUGGCUGUUGCGCUUUCAGAAACGCAAGACGAGCUCAAACUGAUUAUCCACAUGGUCAUAACCGCAUGACCAAAGUUAAACCCAGAUGGGAUUACUAUUGUUGGAGAUGGUGGUAUAACAAGAAGGAGGAGCUUUUUUGA
Messenger RNA from Sphenostylis stenocarpa, 858 nucleotides. NCBI's taxonomy places the organism in Eukaryota, Viridiplantae, Streptophyta, Magnoliopsida, Fabales, Fabaceae. The record is from the annotation of a GenBank genome assembly.